Messenger RNA from Pyricularia grisea, 1578 nucleotides. RefSeq lists its product as uncharacterized. Gene Ontology annotation, cellular component: CAAX-protein geranylgeranyltransferase complex. The record is from RefSeq and is a predicted model, not a curated record. The transcript has a single exon. Gene Ontology annotation, molecular function: CAAX-protein geranylgeranyltransferase activity. Gene Ontology annotation, biological process: protein geranylgeranylation. NCBI's taxonomy places the organism in Eukaryota, Fungi, Ascomycota, Sordariomycetes, Magnaporthales, Pyriculariaceae. Bases 1 to 1578 code for a protein of 525 amino acids.
AUGUCCGCUCAGGAGCAGGGCAAUGGCAGUCUGGACGUAGCAAGGCAUCUCCGGUACUUUACAAGAUGCAUGCGAACCCUGCUGCCCCAGCAGUACACGAGCAAUGACAGCACCCGCAUGGCCCUAGGCUUCUUCAUCAUAUCCGGCAUCGAUCUCCUUACCCAAAACGCUACCUCCGCCGAUGCCAAGAACAACAAGAACACUUCCACCAUCUCCUCCACAGACCGAUCCAACUUCCGCGAAUGGGUGCUGUCGUGCCAACAUACCGCCGGCGGCUUCGCUGGCUCGACCACGCACACACUACCUCCGCACGAGUAUGACGGCUGGGAUUUUGGAUCACUGCGCACCGAGCCCGGAAACUCCAGCUGCUCUAACAUAGCAGCCACGGCGUUUGCGCUGCUCCUUCUUGCCCUCCUGGCCGACGACGUCUCGGGAGAAGCAGCCUUCUAUGGCGUCGAUCGCGUCGCCACACUUCGCUGGCUAAAGAAGCUGCAGCGCCCCGACGGAAGUUUUGGAGAAGUGCUUGUUGACAUUCCGAACAUCGACUCACAUGGCGAAAACGACAAAGUAUCCGGGUCGGUUACCGAGACAAUUGCAGGUGGACGGGACAUGCGAUACUGUUACCUGGCCGCCAUAAUACGUUGGAUACUGCGCGGUGACGUGCAGCCCGAAGAUCCCGGGUGGGUCGAGGAUAUCGAUGUCGAAGCUCUCGUGCGUCACAUUCGUGCAGGCCAGACCUUUGACGGUGGCGUCGCAGAGAGCUCCAUGCACGAGAGCCAUGCCGGCUACGCAUAUUGCGCCGUAAGCGCACUUUCACUCCUUGGCAGACCUCUCGAAGGCAACGAAGCGGAACCGCAACCGGGACCUCAUGACUCCUCUAUAGACAUACCUUACAUACUCCAUUUCCUUGCAUCUCGGCAAUUCGAAUACACAGAUGCGCCCUCCGACGACGAUGAGGACGAGGAGAACUUUUUCCAACCAGAUUCGCUAUCACGCUUGUCUCUCAACGACGAAUACCCACCAUUUGUCGGUUUCAACGGUCGAGUCAAUAAAGUCGCCGACACAUGCUACUGUUGGUGGGUGUGCGGGACUGCAGAUAUCCUCAAGCAAAUGCACAGCUCCGAGGGUGUUGAUGUAUCCAUGGCCCAAGAGUCGGCUCGCCGGUUCUUGAUGGAGAAGACUCAACAUAUGAUUGGUGGGUUUAGCAAGCACCCGGGCGGGCCUCCGGAUGUCUACCAUGCCUACUUCGGACUGAGCGCUCUGGCCGUGCUCGGCGAACCAGCUCUGAAGCCUUUUGAUGUUGGUCUAUGCGUCAGCAAGGACACAAUUGCCAAGAUAGAAGGAGGGCGGCGGGGUCUUUUCAGGAGAAUGUAUUCGGCUGCUGCCGAUGCCUCAAAUCCACAGACCAACAAAAGCAUGACCACCGCGCCACAGCUAUCUACAAGGGACCUCUUGAGUAUGGGUGAAAGUAUAGCCGGAUGCAAUGUGAACGAUCUGAAACAAGGGGAAACACCAGAAGGACCGGCUCUGCUUGAGCAAAUAGUGAAACGGGCAGGAAAUAGUCUUAAGGUAUCUUAA